AUGUCCGAUUCUGCGCCCAACCCACCGCCGACCAUACCCCCCAGACCCUCGAGGGCACAGGAAAAGACAUCGGUUCCAAUGAUCCCACCCCGUCCCACGAACCGGCGCCUCCAGCGCUCUAUGAGCCCGAACCAUGACCGCUUCGCCCCGUCCCCCCUGAACGAACCCACGUUCCCCAAGGCCGGCUCCAAGCCGUCGCACCUCGGCGUCUACAAUGGCCACGGAGAGGACCCGAUCCCUCGCUCCACCUCGGUCGAUCUCCCCUCGCUCGGCGAGGAAGGCCAGGAGUAUGCCGCCUUGGCCGAGGAGAUAAACACGGCCAAGGAGGAAGAGCAUGCCAGUCCCGAGCAGACGCGGACUGUGGGCGAGGACCUCAAACUCCAUGCCCCAAAGCCGUCCCUGCCGGCCUCGAGUGCGAAGCAGCGCGUCAUGGCUGUCACCCGCACCGACAGCGAGCGUGCGGCCGCGUUCGGUAUCGGCCGGGCGAGCAGCGUGGAAGACUCAAUCCCGCCUGUGCCGUCGAACCGCAGUCUCAAGAAGAAGCCGAGCACUGCCAGCCAGCUGUCUGCAACGGAUAAAGAGUUCGAGGAUGAGCAUGGUAUCCCCGAGAUUGGACAGCGGGUGCCGAUGUACAAGAAUGCUGGCGACGUCCAGGCUCCGUCUCCCGCGCCCCCGGGUAGCGAAGGAGGGAAGGGCAAGCACCACACUAGGAGGAGAUCGGGCCACGCCAACCUUCCCCCUGGGAGCUACGGGUUGCAUGGUCACAAUGUGGUGCCGCAGGAUAAGCUGGAGAAGGCUUACUACGAAAAGCAUCCUGAUCUCCUGAAGAAGGAGCAUCUGCCGCACCAUUAUGAUCGCCCGAAUGACUUCUCCAUGAGCCGCGAUGACCUUAACAAGAUCGUCAGGGAUACUGCCAGUCGUGGUUCGGGUCUUGCUACUGCCGGUACACCCAGCGACCAAGUCGGCUGGCAAGCUCUUGAGGAGUCGGCAUCCAGGAUUGCCUCCCCUAAGCUGGAGUCUCCCGAGAGGAAGCCCCCGCCUAUCCACGUGGACGAGCCCAACCGCCGGCGGUCCGUCAUGUUUAGUGACACCGAAUCGGUGAACGGUGACGACGAGCCGGAGCGUUCCUACACGGCCCCCAUCUUGGCCGAUGAUGAGGUUGCCAAAGAUCCGUCGUCGUAUACCCGGCAGCCGGCGGUGGAGCCUCACGAAGAGCCAACCAGCCGCCCGACGAGCCGUCCGCCCAGCCGUCCGGCGAGUUUGCACCGGGGGAGCUCGUUUGAGAUACGCCAUACACCGCUGGAAGACGUGGAGGAGUACGAGCCGCUCUUUAACGACGACGAUAAGGACGACAAGCCAGAGACGGAGAAGCCUGCGGCCAAGGAGAAGCUCAAGGUGAACCAGCCGCGCCGCUUUCCGAGCGCCGAUAUCUGGGAGGAUGCGCCGAGCAGCGUCCACUACACGGCCGAGGUCUCAACUCCUGAGCUCUUUGACGAGCAAGAGAAGCCUUCGCGGUCGAGCGCGCCCACCCCCAAGGAGGGAGAGACUCCGGCGCAGGCAUUUGCCCGUCAGCAAGAGGAGCUUGCCGAGAAGGAAGCUCACGGCCAACGCAACCACCAACAAAAGCCGGCGACACAACCGGUGCAACCGGCGCAGCCCACGCAAACACCUGCAUGGCCGCAACAGCAGAGUCACCUGGCAGCCGCAGCGCCAGCUCUCCGCCCGGCCUUGAAGCACCGAUUCCCAAGUCGUGACGUGUGGGAAGACGCCCCCGAAAGUCUGCAGCUUGAAACCACCGUCUCGACUCCGCAGCAAGACGAGGCUCCUCCUUCGCCGUCUCCCGUCGAAGCGAAGAAGACUGAGGUCUCUGAGCCUGCAGAGCCGACCGCCGCCAAAGCUCCAGAGCCCACGGCCCCCAGCGAGAAACCCGCCAUUCCCACGCGCCCCAAGCCGCGGCAGCUCUCCGACGACAAGCCCGCCGUCCCAGAACGUCCCAAGUCGAAACCCCAGAUCCCCGCUCGGCCCGUCAAGGCUGGCGCGACAUCCGGCGGCCUCGAACCCGCAGAAGCGGCUGCCCCGCCGCGCCCGAAACCAGCUGUCCCUGCUCGCCCUAUGGGGAACAAAAUCGCUGCGCUGCAGGCCGGGUUCAUGAGCGAUCUGAACAAACGACUGCAGCUCGGCCCACAGGCUCCGAAGAAGGAGGAGUCGCCUCCGGCCGAUGAGGGGGAGAAGGCGGAAGUGAAGGAGAAGGUGCCGCUCAGCGAUGCAAGGAAGGGCAGGGCGAGGGGGCCUCAACGCCGUGCCCCCGCGCCUAAAGUCACUCCUGCGCCUGUUGCAGUCAGUGAAGCGAAGGCUGCGGCUACGUUCAGCUUUGUAGCGGCGCAGACAUUCUUCGAAAUCGACCCUGUCGAGGGUGCUCUCACUGCUGGUGUUUCUGUCAGGGGCUUGUCGGAGACGGAACCAAAAUCCCUGCCUACGGUGGAGGUCGCAGCGGCUAAGGCAGAGCCGGAAUCCCAAGUGGCUGAGCAAGUCGAUUCCGGCAUUGCGAGCAGCGUUCCUUCCGCCUCGGAUAAAGGCGAAGAAGAGGAUAAGACCCUCGCUACAGCUGCAUCUGCGGCCAGCGAAGAAGCGCCCGAAAAGUCAGCCACCACCGUCAAAGAGCAAGAGGCCAACUCCCCCGAGGACGUGUCCACAAUCUCCCCUAAACCGGCCAUCGAGCCCGUCACGGAGACAAUUGCGGAACCGGAGGAGACCAAGGCGCUUGCUACCAACAUGGCGGGGGAGACGCUGGUUGCGGAGAAGACGGAGAAGACGACGCGGGAGGAUGGGAAUGGGGUGGGUGAGGAGGGUGAGGGGGGGUCGGUGAAGGUUGUGGAGAAUUAG
Dichotomopilus funicola is the source of this 2883-nucleotide messenger RNA. Its product is annotated as altered inheritance of mitochondria protein 21. The record is from RefSeq and is a predicted model, not a curated record. NCBI's taxonomy places the organism in Eukaryota, Fungi, Ascomycota, Sordariomycetes, Sordariales, Chaetomiaceae. The coding region runs from base 1 to 2883 and encodes 960 amino acids. The transcript has 3 exons.